Molecule: messenger RNA, 1008 nt
Organism: Geodia barretti
Lineage: Eukaryota; Metazoa; Porifera; Demospongiae; Tetractinellida; Geodiidae
Source: the annotation of a GenBank genome assembly
AUGCCGGAUAUGAAUGACAUCAAAUAUUGGGUUGCGCUGAACCGGGUGCCCCAGUUGGGGCCGGUCCGAUUCAAAAGGUUGGAAGCGCACUUUGGCCUAUUGGAGCACGCGUGGAAUGCCGGCUUGGCGCAACUACGCGCCGCAGGGUUGGAUGAACGACCGGCUCAGGAAAUACUCGCGGCCAGAGCCCGGGUAGACCCCGAUGCCGAGAUGGAGCGACUGGAGAAGGCAGAGUGGAUUGGCCGAGGCAUCGACGGAAUUGCGCAUCGUGCGACCUUGGAUGCCGGCGGCAGGACCAUCGCAGUGGUGGCCAACGGGUUGGACAUGGUUUAUCCGGGGGAGCACACCGAGCUUGCCCGGCAGAUCCAAGCCCACGGCGCCGUUGUCUCCGAGUAUCCGUUGGGCGUGCGGCCCGACGCCAAAGGUUUCCCACGGCGCAACCGGUUGAUCAGCGGAAUGAGCCUUGGAUCCCUGGUUGUAGAGGCCGCUGAAGGCAGCGGGGCCCGUUGGACCGUGUAUCAUGCCCUGGAGCAAGACCGAGAGGUUUUCUGUGUCCCCGGCAGUAUUUUCUCUCCGGCCAGCAGCUUUACCAACCGGAUGAUCCAGGAAGGCGCCAAGCUGGUGUCAAAUCACCGGGACGUUUUGGAAGAGCUGAAUCUGGGCGCACUUGGCCAGCCGGUUGCUGCCCGCCAGGGAGAAUUAUCCUUCGACCCGACAAAACCGGACGCGGCAAAACCGGACCCGGCAACACUGAACUCCGCAAAACCGCGUUCGAGCGAUUCGGAGAGGCCGGAGUCGGUUUACCCCCCGGCCGCAAGCGUGGAACCGCCGGACCCGGAAGAAGCGGCGAUAUUGCAACAUAUAGGGGGAGAGCCCCUGCACAUUGAUGAUUUAGGGCGCAAGGCCGGCCUGCCGAUAACGUCGGUAAGCUGCGUCUUGACCAUGCUGGAACUCAAGGGCAUGGUUAAACAGGUUGGAUGUUGCAUUACAUUCGAACUCGGGAGGUAG